Oncorhynchus tshawytscha (Chinook salmon) is the source of this 5096-nucleotide messenger RNA. RefSeq names its product lysine-specific demethylase 6A. The record is from RefSeq and is a predicted model, not a curated record. Gene Ontology annotation, cellular component: MLL3/4 complex. Gene Ontology annotation, biological process: regulation of gene expression; heart development. Gene Ontology annotation, molecular function: protein binding; RNA polymerase II cis-regulatory region sequence-specific DNA binding; chromatin DNA binding. NCBI's taxonomy places the organism in Eukaryota, Metazoa, Chordata, Actinopteri, Salmoniformes, Salmonidae.
ACGGUGGCGGCGUGCAUUCGCCUAUGUGACACAAUUACAACAACUUUGAGCUGGUGUGGGGGGAAGUUUACUAUAUUACCAAAUAACGCCCUAUCAUAAAAACCGGCAUCAACUCUACUCCUUGCAUUAUUUGGCAAAUACAUACAUGUAGUAUUUUGUGUACAAUCAUGCGAUAAGGCUGUUUUUGGACGGGUCUUGUUUUCCUUCAGGAUUUGGCAAUCACUCGGCUGAGCGAGCAACGUUUUCAGUCCUACCUACGGUGGUGUACUUUCGUUCUUAUAUUUUGGUGGAGUUUUGUCGCCCGCUUCCCUGUUCCUUUUCUAUGAAAUUGUGCGGAGUGUCGCUCGACGCGGCUGCUGCUCGAAGUCUCGGCGCUGCUGGUGAUGAGGAAAAGAAAAUGGCGGCGGGAAAAGCGAAUGAAAUCGAAUUGGACUUUCUGAAGCUAACAGCGCAGGAGAGAGAGAGCUUGGUCGAAAUUGACAGUUCACUAUUUGGAUUUCAGAGGCUUCAUGAAGAUGGCGCCAGAACGAAGGCCUUGCUGUUAAAGGCUGUAAGCUGCUAUGACUCUGCCAUCCUGAAGUCAGAAGGGAAAGUAGAGCCAGAGAUGUUCUGCCAGCUGGGCCACUUCAAUCUUCUCCUGGAGGACUAUCCAAAAGCAUUAUCUGCAUAUCAGAGGUACUACAGUUUACAAACGGAUUACUGGAAGAAUGCUGCCUUUUUAUAUGGCCUUGGUCUGGUCUACUUCCAUUACAACACAUUUCACUGGUCAGUGCAGACCUCCUCCUCAGAGGCCCAGGCAGGACAGAGAAGGGCGAUACAAGCAUUUCAGGAUGGGCUCUAUAUUGACCCCAGUUUCUCCCGAGCCACAGAGAUCCACAUGAGACUGGGCCUCAUGUUUAAAGGCAACACCAAUUACAAAUCCAGUCUGAAGCAUUUUCAGCUGGCUUUGAUUGACUCCAACCCCUGCACUUUGUCCAAAGCUGAAAUUCAGUUCCACAUCGCUCAUUUAUAUGAGAUUCAGAAGAAAUUCAGAACAGCAAAAGAAGCGUAUGAGAAUUUACUCCAGACAGAGAAUCUUCCUGCACAGGUGAAGGCUGCUACACUGCAGCAACUAGGCUGGAUGCAUCACACAGUGGAGCGGUUAGGGGACCCAGGCUCCAAGGACAGCUAUGCCAUCCAGUGUCUACAGAAGUCACUAGAAGCAGACCCCAACUCUGGACAGUCCUGGUACUUCCUCGGCAGGUGCUACUCCAGUAUUGGGAAAGUCCAGGAUGCCUUCAUCUCCUACAGACAGUCCAUUGACAAGUCUGAGGCCAGCGCUGACACCUGGUGCUCCAUAGGUGUUCUGUACCAGCAGCAGAACCAGCCUAUGGAUGCUCUGCAGGCGUACAUCUGUGCAGUGCAGCUGGACCACAGUCAUGCGGCUGCCUGGAUGGACCUGGGCACGCUCUACGAGUCCUGCGGGCAGCCGCACGACGCAAUCAAGUGUUACAUCAACGCCACGCGCAGCAAGGCCUGCACCAACACCGCUGCCCUCAUACACCGCAUUAAGCUGCUCCAGGCAUGUAAGCCCCACCAGGGAGGUGAGGGAGUUCAGGUACAGACACAGGUCUCUCCCCAUCCCAGCCACACUGACAGUCAGGCCAGCCCUGCCAAGAGGAAACGCACCACCAGCCCAGCUAAGAGUGGUGUCGACUUGUGGACAAACGACCCGGUACAACAGCAGAUCCCCAGCUGGUACCUAACGCCACAGAGACUACAGCUCCUGGAUCAGCUCCGGACCAACCGGACCAGUCUGAAACCACCACAGGUACAGAUGCUGGAUCAGCUGGAAAACCAGUUCUUCCUCAUGCAGCAGCAUCAACAGCAGGUGAAACAGCAGGCAGCAGGCCAGUUGUGGCCCACACAACCCAACGGCCCCUCGCUAUCCCCAAACUCCCUCCCCUCACCUCACCCCCUCUCCCGGACUUCAUCUGUCAGUCACACCACAGCCCACCCUCCCUGCACUCCUCAGCCAAUGGCCAACGGACCUUUAUCUUUAAGUCACCUGGGACAGCUGGGUAAUCAGGAGGCGGGGACCAUGGGCAAUAAUCACACUCCCGAUUUACCGGGUGCAGGGACUUUACCGGGGGGUCUAACGGAAAGUGGCAGGAGUAACAGAAACGUGCCUUACCUGCAGCAGAACUGUCUACCUCACAACUGCACAGCCGCUAGUGAUACCAGUACCCCUACCAGCAACAACACUAGUAGUACCAAUACCCCCACCAGCAACACCACCAGUCACCGCAGUAACAGUACCAGUAAUGCAGAGGAGGCCUGGAAGAGCCAGCAACACACCAACUCCCCUGAGGGGCUUCACAAAGGUCCAGGUUCAUAUUCGGCAGGUCCCAAUGGAGAACACCCUUCCUCCCCCUCCCAUCCCACCCAGGCAGCUGGCCCUGGUGCUCAAAGUCUAAAUCAGGUCGGACAUUCCACCGGGCCCUGCCCUGCCUCCUCUUCCUCCUCCUGUUCCUCCCUCUCCUCCUUCUCCUCUUCGCCACAGAGGGGCGGUGCCCCCAACUAUCUCCCCUCCUCUCCCCUCUCCUCCACCACCACUACCUCAGGGGCCCAAACCAAAGAGACCACGCCUUUAGGAAGCAGCAGCGGAUUGGCUACCCAUGCAGGGACACUGCGCAGUCCCAGUCCCAGUCUCACUGCCCUUACACAUGGAUUGGCUAAUCACAUCCAGCAGGGGGCGGUGACCACCACGUACAGCUCGGGGAGCCAAUCCCAGCCCGGCUCUCCUCCUCCGGGCGCGCUCAGUUCAGACGACCCUCAGCUCUCAGCCUUGCUCAGAGGAAAGGACAAUAAUAAGGAUGAUGAAAACCACGAUAGUAAUAAUAAUCAUCAUCGUGGCGUUAAUCAAGGAGCCACCACGGACGAUAACAUCAAGGUCAACAACAUCCACCCGGGAGGUCCCAAACCCCUGUCGGAACACUCUGUGGCAUCCUCGCCCCUCUCAGCCAUGUCCGUCACCACCCCCUCCCCCCACCUCUCCACUACCCCCACAGCCACCAACCUCGCCAGCCUUAACAGCAGUUCGCCCAACAGCGGAACCACCGGUACCACCACUACCCCACAGGUCAAUGGUAAGGGGCUAGAGGACUCUCGCAGUCCAGUCAAGGUGGAUCCCACUGAGCUGUCUCACAGAAGGCCAGCCCUGGCCUCAUGGUCCUCAGUAUCCAUCUACCCCAGCUCAAACCAGGUGCUCAAAGCAUGCAGGAACCUGGGGAAGAAUGGCCUGUCCAGCAGCAGUAUCCUCCUUGAUCAGUGUCCCCCGCCCAGGCCCCCUGCCCCCUCACCCUCGCUGCCGAAGGACAAACUCAACCCCUCCACACCCAGUGUCUACCUGGAGAAUAAGAGAGAUGCCUUCUUCCCUCCGCUUCAUCAGUUCUGCACCAACCCCUCCAACCCUGUCACUGUCAUCAGAGGGCUGGCCGGGGCGCUCAAACUGGACCUGGGUCUGUUCUCUACUAAGACCCUGGUGGAGGCUAACCCAGACCACCUGGUGGAGGUGCGGACUCAGCUGUCUCAGCCCACUGAUGAGAACUGGGACCUGAGCGGCACCAGGAAGAUGUGGCGCUGCCAGAGCAGCCAGUCACACACCACCAUCGCCAAGUACGCCCAGUACCAGGCGUCGUCCUUCCAGGAUUCACUACGGGAGGAGAAGAAGAUGGAGCUGGAAGCAGAGGCAGCCAACGCAGAGAGUGUGGCGUGCCGGAAGAAAGGGCCCUUCAAACACAUCAAGUUUGGCACCAACAUCGACCUGUCUGACGAUAGGAAGUGGAAACUGCAUCUGCAGGAGCUCAGUAAGCUGCCAGCCUUUGCCAGGGUGGUGUCUGCUGGAAACCUGCUCAGCCACGUAGGACACACCAUCCUGGGCAUGAACACUGUCCAGCUUUACAUGAAGGUCCCUGGGAGCAGGACGCCAGGUCACCAAGAGAACAACAACUUCUGUUCAGUGAACAUCAACAUCGGCCCGGGGGACUGUGAGUGGUUCUCUGUGCCCCAGCCUUACUGGGGAAUCAUCAACGACUUCUGUGAAAAGAACAACAUCAACUUCCUGAUGGGUUCAUGGUGGCCCAACCUGGAGGACCUGUACGAGGCAGAUGUCCCUGUCUACCGCUUCAUCCAGCGCCCCGGAGACCUGGUGUGGCUCAACACGGGCACCGUCCACUGGGUCCAGGCCAUCGGCUGGUGCAACAACAUCGCCUGGAACGUAGGACCCCUCACUGCGUACCAGUAUAAGCUGGCAGCAGAGCGAUAUGAAUGGAAUAAGCUGCAGAGCGUCAAGUCCAUUGUCCCCAUGAUACACCUCUCCUGGAACAUGGCCAGGAAUAUCAAAGUCUCCGACAGCAAGCUCUUCCAGAUGAUCAAGUACUGUCUGCUGCGGACAUUGAAGCAGUGUCAGAUGCUGCGGGAGCUACUGCAGGUGUCAGGCAAGGAGCUGGUGUGGCACGGCAGGACCAGAGACGAGCCCGCACAUUACUGCAGCAUCUGUGAGGUGGAGGUGUUUGCCCUACUGUUUGUAACCAGUGAGAGCAACAGCAGGAAGACGUACGUGGUGCACUGUCAGGACUGUGCCCGUAGGGGGAGCUCUAACCUGGACAACUUUGUGGUGCUGGAGCAGUACAAGAUGGACGACCUCACACAGGUCUACGACCAGUUCACACUCGCUCCUCCUUUGCCAUCAUCCUCUUGACGGUAACAUUCUGUUGUUCUGAGGACAAUAAGAAUCCAUGCUGUACUCCCAGAACCCACCGGAAGACCCUUUUCUGAUAUUCAGGAAGUGAGCCAGCAGUCCUCUUCUGCUUUCUGUAGAUAUUCCACAAGGCAGCUGGGUGAAAAGCUGUGUGUCUAUGCAACCUGCCCAGAGUGGAGGUGAGGUGUCUCCUCCUAGAGGACUGGAGGGGGAGGGCAUUACUCCUGCCUUCUCCACCAGUCGUGGUGGAAAAAGUACCCCAUUGUCAUACUUGAGUAGAGAUGACCUGCCAUUUAAAGGAGUUUUAUACACAUCCCUUCCUAUGUUUUCUAUACGAAUAAAACUUUUCCAGAGA